AUGCAGAAUGGCCCCCCUCCACGCCAUAGUAUUGCCGAACAGGAUGCGGCGUGCUCGCCGUGGGAACGCUUUACGAGUCACUUUCAUAUGAGACCGCCGGAGGAUGAUGAGCCUCAGUCUUGGUGGAUUGCCUCUACGGCUAUUCCGCUUGUAGCUGCUGCUGCGGGGCCGUUGGCGAAUGUGAUGUCGAUUGUUGCGCUGGUCAUGCCGUGGCGGAGCAAGAUUAUCUCAAAGAUUGAUGGGCCGGCUGGAAAUUGGGUGCAGGAGGGUUACGAUGAUCCGCACUGGGUUACGGCAUUCAAUGCGGUUUCGCUGUUUUGUGGUGUUGUAGGCAAUAUUUUUCUGUUGCUUAAUUUCACGCAAACAGUGCGCUACAUUAUUGCUCUUCCGGUUACGAUUGUUUUGUGGUUCCUGGCACCUGGUAUUUUGAUGGGAUUGACUGCAUCUCUUUCCAUAUACAGUCCACCGGAUGGCACGGAAGACAUUUAUUCACAGGCCUUUUGGAGUGCUGUCAUUGCAGCCAUCCUCUACUUCAUUUUGAGCUUUCUCCUAAUGAUUAAUAUGCUUGGAUACUUCCUGGGCAGGUAUCCGCAGCAUUUUUCACUCACCGAUGAUCAGAGAACCCUCAUUUUGCAGAUGACUGCAUUUGUCGUCUGGCUUCUCAUCGGCGCUGCUAUAUUUCAAAGGGUUCUGGGCAUUUCAUUUGCAGAUGCGUUGUACUUUUGUGAUAUAACUGUGUUGACUUUAGGCUUUGGAGACGUGACACCCAAGACGUCGGUUGGAAGAGGUCUUGUCUGGCCAUAUGCCGUGUUUGGUGUGAUCAUGCUUGGUUUGGUUAUAAGCAGUAUUCAUCGGUUUGCCAAGGAGAUUCAUUACGACAAUGUCGUCCGAAAGCAUAUCGAACAGAAACGGCAAACCACGUAUGAUCGAUCUGUCACCUUUGAUGAGAUCAGCUCGAAUGAUCCAGGAAAGGUGAUCCCUCCAGCACUCUUUCGCCAACAAUCUGAGAUUGCCUAUCGCACUCGUCAUAAAAAGCAGCAGCCGAUCCGCACCACCAUCAAUGCGAUAGCAUCUGGUCGUCGGCCCAAGCUACUUGUUAUGAGGGAAGAGAAGGAUCGAUUUGAUGCCAUGAGAGCUAUACAGUACGAGACCAUGCGAUUCCGUCGCUGGAACGACUUGAUUAUAAGUAUAAUCGCAUAUGGAAUCGUAUGGAGCUGCGGAGCUGUCGUAUUCUGGAAGCUAGAGAAAUGGACCUAUUUCGAGGCCCUCUACUUCUGUUUCUGCUCAUUGCUCACAAUUGGUUAUGGCGAUUUCACUCCUCAAUCAAAUGCUGGUCGGCCGUUCUUUGUGAUGUGGUCACUCAUUGGGAUUCCCACCAUGACCAUCCUUAUAUCCCAAAUGAGCGACACAGUCGUCGCUGGGUUCAAGCAUGGAACAGAGAAAUUCGCUGAAUAUUUCAUCAUGCCUGAGAGUGGGACAUAUUCGUCUUUUAUCGCUCGUAUGCCUUUUGUCGUCGGGUUUUUCCAGAGGCGUGCAGAGAAACAGCGAUUGAAGCGAGGAUUCCAAGUCGGAACAGACAUGGACGGUGAGGUUGAAGCGAGAAACCAAGAUGUCGAAGCCUCGGAAAAUAUGCGACAGAGCAGACCCCGGAGUCCCCGAAACAUGUCGCCUUCAAAUCGACCUAGACGAACCAUUGAAGAACUUGCACGACAUACCAACCCAUCACCCUUUGAACUUGCUCAGCAACUUGCCUUUGCCAUUCGGAGUAUUACUCAGGACGUGUGCGAGGGUAAGCGUAAGAGGUACAAUUAUGAAGAGUGGGUUGAGUAUACUCGUCUCAUUCAAUUUACUAACCCUCGGUCUCGACCGUCUUCGUCAGAAGGUCCCUCAAGCCAGUCCCACGGUAGGAACGAGAAUGAUACCAUCAUUCUUGAUGAAGAUGAGUACGGCGUCUUAAACUGGGACUGGAUUGGAGAAAAAAGUCCCAUGUUGGCCCAUCAGACUGAACCAGAGUGGGUCCUUGAUCGACUCUGCGAGAGUCUGGUGAGGUAUGUUUCCACCCAAGAACAAGCUCGAGCGGGUCCUGCAGAGGACAUGACCGAAGUUGCGAUAUUGCAAAAGGAGAAAGAUUUAGGGAUUGAAGAAUCUUGA
This is a messenger RNA of Penicillium angulare, 2151 nucleotides long. RefSeq names its product potassium channel family protein. Bases 1 to 2151 code for a protein of 716 amino acids. Gene Ontology annotation, biological process: stabilization of membrane potential; potassium ion transmembrane transport. The record is from RefSeq and is a predicted model, not a curated record. Lineage: Eukaryota; Fungi; Ascomycota; Eurotiomycetes; Eurotiales; Aspergillaceae. The transcript is spliced from 3 exons. Gene Ontology annotation, cellular component: membrane. Gene Ontology annotation, molecular function: potassium ion leak channel activity.